This is a messenger RNA of Fusarium musae, 1278 nucleotides long. RefSeq lists its product as uncharacterized. The coding region runs from base 1 to 1278 and encodes 425 amino acids. The record is from RefSeq and is a predicted model, not a curated record. The transcript has a single exon. Lineage: Eukaryota; Fungi; Ascomycota; Sordariomycetes; Hypocreales; Nectriaceae.
AUGGAGGUAGACUGUCUCCGAAUCUCAAGUCCUCCUGAAGAACUUGCACUCGGGUAUUUUCUUUCCAUCUUCACACGUUCCGGCCCAUUCGCAUACCUUCAUCAACACACGACUACUCUCGCCCUAGACGAUGACAUAAUACAGGCCAUUCAUGCCCCAGCUCUCGCAUCCCUAGCUCUCGAACAUCGACGCGGUGACCUAUUGCGUGCAGCCCGUUACCACUACUCCAAAGCCUUGACUCGAACGAACCAAGAUCUAAGCGAUCCACGAGUAGCCAUCCUCGACAAGACUCUUCUCCGUGUAUUGCUACUCUCAACCUUUGAGGGGUUGGUGUUCGAAGGCCGAGGCUCAACAAGGAACUGGGAACUGCACGUUCAAGGCUCAUUAAGACUCUUGGUGAUGCGAGGAAGGCAACAAUUCCAGACCGAAUUCGGGCGCAGACUAUUCCACCAUACCGCCAUCAACGUGCUGACAAACUGCAUAAUGCAAUCAAGUCCUAUAGCGGAUGACUUCUUGCAGCUCUACGAUUAUGCCCUUUCUGGCGAAUCGGGACUCGAUGAGUCCAGGGCUCGCAUGAUCGAAUUCGUCUGUCAGUUCGCCAGAAUGUCUGAUGCUAGAAAGGGCAUGUUGGCGACGGACUUUGUGAGGGAGUGCAUGGAUCUUGAUCAAAAGGCUGCCCUGUUCAUCGAUAUAUUCUUCAAGGAACUAUCAUAUGAGGUUAUCGACGUUAACUCCGACGAAUACCGACAGAAUGCUACGGGCACGGAGAUCUGCGCUUACAAAGAUACUAUACACAGAUACCAGUCUCAACAGUCAGCUCGUGUCUACAACACCGCUAGACUCAUGCGAUUGACAGUCAAAGAGUGGAUAUACAGCGUCUUCGAUGGGAAUCCCCAUCGAGUCAUCCUCAAUGAACCCGACGACGACGACCCCCUGAAAGCCACCUGGAGCCAGAUUCCCAUCAAGGCUGCGUUGCAAGCUAGCGACGUCAUUGACGACAUGCUAGCCAGUGUUCCAUACUCCCUAGAGCUGCUGAAUACACCGUUCCGAACGGCUUCACGAUAUGUAGUCUGGCCACUGGCAAACGCUGCAGGAUCCGAGGUUUGCCCUCCACCUGCGAGGCUGUACAUCAUUGAUCGCCUGAAGGAGCUGGCUGUCAAAGCAAACCUUGACCAGGCUAUGCAGGCGGCGAAUAUGCUGGAGGAGAGAGUGCCGUUAGAGGACUGGCAAGUUAGCCUUGAUGGUAGAUGGUACGUCGGUAUGCUAAUGACUAUUUGA